CAAGAUAGACUGUGAAGGAACAUGGCGGCCCAGACGUUGACUGGGAAAGUCUACUCCCUGCUGUUCCGCAGGACUUCCACCUUUGCCCUCACCAUCGUUGUGGGCGUCCUGUUCUUCGAGCGCGCCUUCGAUCAAGGCGCAGACGCCAUCUACGACCACAUCAACGAGGGGAAGCUGUGGAAACACAUCAAGCACAAGUAUGAGGACAAGUAGUUCCUUGGAGGCCCCAUCCAGGCCAGAAGGACCAGGUCCACCCAGCAGCUGUUUGCCCAGAGCUGAAGCCUCAGCUUGAAGAUGAUACUUAAGUUACUCUUCGUGGACCACUGUUCACUGUUGGCAAGAAACGGCUUUACCUUCAAAACAGACUCUUGACCUUCUGCUAUGUUUGAAGUAUGUUUAGUCAGCAUGAUCAGGAAAUAAAUGUGAAUUGCCCUUGGGAAAAAAAAAAAA
Saimiri boliviensis boliviensis (Bolivian squirrel monkey) is the source of this 450-nucleotide messenger RNA. RefSeq names its product cytochrome b-c1 complex subunit 9. Gene Ontology annotation, biological process: mitochondrial electron transport, ubiquinol to cytochrome c. Gene Ontology annotation, cellular component: respiratory chain complex III. The record is from RefSeq and is a predicted model, not a curated record. NCBI's taxonomy places the organism in Eukaryota, Metazoa, Chordata, Mammalia, Primates, Cebidae.